This is a messenger RNA of Dendronephthya gigantea, 3549 nucleotides long. Its product is annotated as hephaestin-like protein. Bases 74 to 3388 code for a protein of 1104 amino acids. The transcript is spliced from 16 exons. Lineage: Eukaryota; Metazoa; Cnidaria; Anthozoa; Malacalcyonacea; Nephtheidae. Gene Ontology annotation, molecular function: copper ion binding; oxidoreductase activity. The record is from RefSeq and is a predicted model, not a curated record. Gene Ontology annotation, biological process: iron ion transport. Gene Ontology annotation, cellular component: plasma membrane.
UUUAAUACAUACCGUAUGACCAGUGCCCCCUACUGAAGACAAAUAUUGCACUGAUACACACUCAGAAGAAUUAAUGGCUGUGUGGAGAGUUGAUUUUGUCCUCUCUCUCUGUCUUGUGCUUUUCUCUGUGCUAAGACAAGCAACAUGUGAAACAGUCGAGUAUCACAUAGCAGCGGUUGAGAUCAAGUGGGACUAUGGACCAAGUGGCUAUAAUCAGAUCAAUGGAAAAAAACUGGAUGAAGACAGCGAAGCUAAGAUUUUCACGAAAAGAAGCCAAGAAAGAAUUGGAAGAAUUUACAAUAAGAUUGUCUACCGCGAAUGCGCGGAUUCGUCAUGCAAAGCAAUGAAAAAGCACCCAGAUAAUCUGGGAAUAUUAGGACCAAUAUUCCGCGCUGUAGUUGGAGAUGUGCUCAAGAUUCAUUUCACAAAUCGUGCCAAUAGAAAUUUUUCCGUUCAUCCUCAUGGCGUGUUCUACCUGAAGGACUCUGAAGGUGCUUUGUAUAACGAUAAUACGGCGGGGAGAAAUAAGGAAGAUGACGGUGUACCUCCAAAUGGUAAACACACUUACACUUGGGAGGUGAAACCAGAACAUGGCCCUACAAAUAAUGAUUCAGACUGCCUCACCUGGGCUUAUCAUUCUCAUGUCAAUCCAAGAAAUGACGUUAAUACUGGACUCGUAGGUGCAAUGAUCAUUUGCAAAAAGGGCACGUUCAUAAACGGGAAACAUAAAGAUAUCGACAAGGACUUCGUGCUUCUGUUUACAGUUAUGGAUGAAAACCGAAGUUGGUUAUUGAAGAAGAACAUCAAGGAAUAUUGUGGACCGAAUUUUACCAUCCCGCAGGAUGAAGAGGAGUUUAAGGAAUUCAGAGACGGCAACAACAUUCACAUGAUCAAUGGUUAUAUCUUUGGAAAUGUUCCUGAUCUUAAGAUGUGCGUUGGUGAUGUCGUUGAUUGGCACCUGUUUGGUAUGGGAAGUGAAACUGAUCUACAUUCUGUUACGUUUCACGGUCACACAGUGAGAGUUGACGGUCAUCGCUCGGUCAAAGACGCCGUGUUUCCCGCCAGAUCAUCGACCGCUCACAUGACCGCAUGGAAUCCCGGGAAAUGGCUGCUACGCUGCCUCGUCAAUAAGCACUACAUCUCCGGCAUGACCGCAUUAUUCGACGUCGACUGGUGCCCAGGGAAGGCCGUACCUGCAGUUGAGCCCGCACGAGGCAAAACACGAGAAUACUUCAUCACAGCCGAGGAGACACUUUGGGAUUACGCUCCUUCGGGAAUGGAUAAAUUUAACGGAGGAAACCUUGCAAGCAAGGAUAGUAAAGGUCAUGAGUUCUUUGUAAAGUCCAACGACUCCAUCGGUGGACAGUAUUGGAAGGCACUGUACUUCGAGUACACGGAUGAAAGUUUCACAACAAAGAAACCAAAACAUGAACAUUUAGGUUUUCUCGGACCCGUCAUCCGAGCUGAGGUCGGGGAUACCAUCAAAGUUACAUUUAGAAACAAGGCAUCGCGUAACUUCAGUAUUCAUGCCCAAGGCGUGUUUUACAACAAGUCUAACGAAGGUUUGCCCUACCAAGAUGGAACAAACGGUUCAUCCAAGAGAGAUGACAUGGUGGAACCAAACAUCACCGUGCUGUACACGUGGACAAUACCUGAUCAUCUUGGGCCAACAGAGCAAGAUCCUGAUUGUCUUACGUCGGUGUAUACCUCCUCUGUUGAUCCCGUGCGUGAUGUGUACUCUGGUUUAGUUGGGCCGCUAUUGAUUUGCAAGAAAGGAACGUUAGACGCAGGUGGAAAACAGAAAAACUUUGAGAAGGAGUUUAUAGUAUAUUUUACUGUGACAAACGAGAAUAAAGCCUGGUAUAUCAAACGAAAUGCACAGAAGUUUGCUGGAAGUUCGUAUGAAUACGAUGAUGAUAAAGAAGGCAAUCUGAUGCAUGGAAUUAAUGGAUACCUCUACGCAAAUCUUCCUGGUCUUGACAUGUGUUUGAACAAGAAGAUCUCCUGGCAUAUUAUCGGCCUGGGAGACGAGGUUGAUAUACAUGGGGUGAAUUUUCAUGGACAGACAUUCGAGAUGAACAGUAAUCGGAAGGAUACCGUUUACCUAAUUCCAGGUUCGUACCAAACCAUCUCCAUGCAACCUGAUAAUCCUGGGGAAUGGGCGCUAGUAUGUCGAACCAACGAUCAUUUUGAUGCAGGAAUGGUGGCGAAGUUUCGAGUGAAUGGUUGUAACUCUGAAGUGCCUGAUAUUGCUGUAACCAACACGAAGACAUACUACAUCGCCGCGGUUGAAGAGGUCUGGGACUACGCUCCCACCGCCAUGAAUAACAUACAGGGGACUGAACUGGAUAAAGACGAAGAGGCAAAAGUGUUCGCAAAAUCAGGACCAAACCGAAUUGGUCGUAAAUACAAGAAAGCAAUUUACAGACGAUACUCGGACAGCAGUUUCACCAAGAGAAUGUCUCAGCCGGAUCAUCUCGGAAUACUUGGACCAAUGAUCAAGGCUGAGGUCGGAGACAGGAUUAGAGUUGUUUUCAAGAACAUGGCAUCGAGGAAUUACUCCGUUCACCCGCACGGCGUGUUUUAUGACAAGCAGAACGAGGGAGCUUUAUAUUUGGACAACACCACUUCUAAGGCCGACGACGCUGUCCCACCUGGUCAGACAUACACAUACACAUGGCGUGUACCUCAGAGGGCUGGGCCAAGCGAGACUGACAACGAGUGUAUCACGUGGUCUUACUAUUCCCACGUCAACCCGACCAAGGAUACCAACACUGGACUCGUUGGUCCGUUGAUUAUUUGUAGAAAGGGAUCUUUAGAUGGAGACAAGACGAAAGGAGUUGACAGAGAGUUUCCCCUCUUCUUCAGUGUAAUUGAUGAGAACCAGAGUUGGAAUUUGAAUGAGAACUUCAAAUUUUGUUCGACCGCUAAUUGCGGGAAUCAAGAAGGCCAUUUUGACUUCGUGGAGAGCAACAGCAUGAAUGCAAUCAACGGUCGUAUUUAUGGAAAUUUAAAGGGGUUGGAGAUGAAACGAGGGGAGAAAGUUAACUGGUAUUUAAUGACACUCGGCACCGAGAUUGAUAUGCACAAUGUUCACUUUCAUGGGCAGACAGUUUUAGCCAGAACAGUUGCUGACCAUCGCGAGGAUGUUGUUGAUCUUUUUCCUGGUGUGUUCAUGACCGUCAAAAUGGUACCAGAUAGUACUGGCAGAUGGUUAUUACAUUGUCACGUGAAUGAUCACAUGGCACACGGGAUGGAAGCCCUUUAUGACGUCACAGGCGAAGAAGACACCUCAACUCGAAAACCUCAACCAACCAGUUUGGCUGGUUACAUCAUGCCAAAUAUCGUUGUUUUUGUGCUGGGAUUUCUUAGUUUGAUUAUAACCUAAUUCAUGCAUUCAUCUUGUAACAGACUACGUUACCAUGUUAGAGAUCAUUCACAGAACACAACUCGUAGUGACGCAAUAGAUAAAUCGCAUGCCAUAGAUAAAUUGACUGUCAAUUAAAAACAUGGAAUCAACUCUUAUUUACUUUUUCAAAAAUAUUAUUU